CUGGUCUGUGAGUUAGAAAUAGCCUAUGUCGCUGGAUUUUGGUAAGAUAAGAGUUAAUAGCCCGAAGCCUCCAAGAAUUGAUGCAGAGAGAGUCGACAUUUUAAUAACGAUCUCCUGGCCUUCCUUUCCGAGCCUGCACGUAUCUGUGUUAUGGUAUAUGCUACCGUGUCUAUAUUAAUGAAAAUAAGGUAUUUUAAAACCAGCUGUGGCUUUUUAUCAAUUGACAUAUCUUGACCACCUAUCCUUACCUCUAAACAGCUGCCACCGUUGCCUGACAGCUGCCUACAAUCUAGGACAGGAAGGCGUGAGUGAAAUCGAAUCUGUGUUAUCGCGGUUGUGUGUCUGCGGGGUGGCGGGGCAGCAGGCACAGACUUCUAGUCUCCCACGGACAUAGGCAUUUUAGAACAAAUACGUGAACAUUGCCACUUUGGACGACAGGGGCUCUCCUCCUUUCUAGAACAUCCAGCGUGGCAAGUACUGUAACCUCAGAUGCCAGCCCUCCGUGGGGGAACUUGGAUCCUAACUAAAGUUAGAAAAACAGUGCUACUGGAUUCGAUCUGGUCCCUGGAUGCACCGUCACCAAUCAGACCAUCCCCAAGCUGCCAUUUAAAGGGUUCAGAGGAAUCCUCGGCUACCUCCUUUGCCCUUUUCUUGCUGGAUGGAACAGGAAGAUCAUCAGGGUAUGCAUGAACACGAGAAUUCCGAAGACAGAGGUAUGGGUUCUGACUUUGAGAAUUCUGAGGACAGAGAAGGGGACCCAGAAGAAAGACGAAUGGGCUCCAAUCCACAGGACACAGAAGAGAGGGGCCUCCUGGAGCAGGAGAUGAAGUCCAACCCACAGGAUGAUGAUCUAAGAGGGGACUCCCACGAGCGGGAAAUAGUGUCCACUGUCUGUCCAGAGGGGCUGCUGAGUGAGGAAGAAGGGGCUGUCCUCCGUGAGGAAGAGGACGGCCAGCCUGGAGUGCCUGACAUGAUACUGUUCCCAGGCCUGUCAGAAUCUGACAGUAUAUCUCGGAGUCCCCAGGGAGAGGAAGAGGAGGAGGAGGAGGAAGAGGAGGAAAGCGCUGGGGAGAACCGGUUGAUGGAGGAAGAUGAGCAGUUGCCUUCUCCAGUGCUUCCCUGGAGGCGUCACCUCUCCCUGGGGGGUCGACACCGUGGUGACAAACCUGCCCACCGCCGUUUCCACCGGCUCCAUCACCCCAUGGCCAUGGACCUCGGGGAACUCGACAGCCUGAUGGCCACCAUCAUGGACGCGCCCACCAUCUGCCCAGACUGCGGGGAAAGCUUCAGCCCGGGCGCCGCCUUCCUGCAGCACCAACGCAUCCACCGCCUGGCAGAGGCUGCAGCGGUGGCCAGCCUGGAGCCCUUUGGCUUGGCGGCCGAGUGCGGUGGAGUGGUGGGGAUGAUGGGCAUGGGCGUGGCCGGCGACUUCGGGACCGGGUCCGCGCUGGCCCGGCCGCCCCGCGAGAAGCCCUUCCGCUGCGGCGAGUGCGGCAAAGGCUUCAGCCGCAACACCUACCUGACCAACCACCUGCGGCUGCACACGGGCGAGCGUCCCAACCUGUGCGCCGACUGCGGCAAGAGCUUCAGCUGGCGGGCCGACCUGCUCAAGCACCGGCGCCUGCACACGGGUGAGAAGCCCUACCCGUGCCCGGAGUGCGGCGAAGCCUUCAGCCUGAGCUCGCACUUGCUCAGCCACCGGCGGGCGCACGCUGCUGCCAGCGGGGCGGGCUCGGCGGCGGCGCUGCGGCCCUUCGCGUGCGGCGAGUGCGGCAAGGGCUUCGUGCGCCGCUCGCACCUCGCCAACCACCAGCGCAUCCACACGGGCGAGAAGCCACACGGCUGCGGCGAGUGCGGCAAGCGCUUCAGCUGGCGCUCGGACCUGGUGAAGCACCAGCGCGUGCACACGGGCGAGAAGCCCUACAUGUGCUCCGAGUGCGGCGAGACCUUCAGCGUGAGCUCUCACCUCUUCACGCACAAGCGCACGCACUCGGGCGAGCGGCCCUACGUGUGCCGCGAGUGCGGCAAGGGCUUCGGUCGCAACUCGCACCUCGUCAACCACCUGCGUGUGCACACCGGCGAGAAGCCCUUCCGCUGCGGUCAGUGCGAGAAGCGCUUCAGCGACUUCUCCACGCUCACGCAGCACCAGCGCACGCACACGGGAGAGAAGCCCUACACGUGCAUCGAGUGCGGCAAGAGCUUCAUCCAGAGCUCCCAUCUCAUCCGCCACCGGCGCAUCCACACCGGCAACAAGCCUCACAAGUGCGCGGGCUGCGGCAAGGGCUUCCGCUACAAGACGCACCUUGCACAGCACCAGAAGUUGCAUUUGUGCUAGGCCGGGGGUCCCAACGAGUCCCAACUCUGGGAGUAGAAGGCUUGGUUACUAAUCCUGCAGAUGUGGGGGAAGGAGCGGGAGGGAUAGCCUAAGAGUGUCUGGGGGAGGCCUUUAAGGUUUGUCUCCUCCCCCCGGGAAUGGUUAAUAAGAGUUGUCAUUUCGAGGUGCCUACCUCCUCCAUCGAAGUAACUCUUAGGAGAUGUGCUUGAGUUUAUGGCUUACUUAAAUACUCACUGUAAGGAGUGAAAAGGCUUGGGUGAACGGACGCUUGGAGGAUCCCCGAGGAAGGGGAUUUGGGACUGGGUAGAGAGGGUUGGACUGCCCUGUUUAUGGGAACCGGGAGAGGUGAUUGGUUUAGUUAUGGGGGUACAAUAAUAUGCGGGUAGGAAUAA
Arvicola amphibius (Eurasian water vole) is the source of this 2727-nucleotide messenger RNA. It is a transcript of the gene Znf697, whose product is annotated as zinc finger protein 697. NCBI's taxonomy places the organism in Eukaryota, Metazoa, Chordata, Mammalia, Rodentia, Cricetidae. Gene Ontology annotation, biological process: negative regulation of transcription by RNA polymerase II. The record is from RefSeq and is a predicted model, not a curated record. Bases 659 to 2335 code for a protein of 558 amino acids. Gene Ontology annotation, molecular function: DNA-binding transcription repressor activity, RNA polymerase II-specific. The transcript is spliced from 3 exons.